Messenger RNA from Cygnus atratus (black swan), 1717 nucleotides. It is a transcript of the gene PLA1A, whose product is annotated as phospholipase A1 member A. Gene Ontology annotation, molecular function: carboxylic ester hydrolase activity; lipase activity. The record is from RefSeq and is a predicted model, not a curated record. NCBI's taxonomy places the organism in Eukaryota, Metazoa, Chordata, Aves, Anseriformes, Anatidae. The transcript is spliced from 11 exons. Gene Ontology annotation, biological process: lipid metabolic process.
AUGGUUGAGGAUCUGAAGAGAAAACCCCUCUUCAUUCUUGCUGUCAUCUUGCUGCUUAGUUCAGCACAAGCAGGGAACACAAACAGAACCUCAUGGCAUCAGUGUGCUGACUUCCAGACAGCAAAUUUCCUACAUGGCAGUAAACUUAAUGUCCAGUUUCUUCUCUUCACCUCCUCGAACCCCAGCUGUGGGGAGUUGAUUUUAGCUGAUGAUGGUAUUGAGGACACCAGCUUCAACAGCAGUCUGGAAACCAAGAUCAUAAUCCAUGGCUUCAGGGCUUUGGGCACCAAACCUUCCUGGAUUGAAGGGCUUGUCCGUGCCAUACUGCACACAAGCCACGUGAAUGUGAUUGCGGUGGACUGAGUUCAUGGGUCUACUGGAGCCUAUCACUCCGCAGUGGAUAAUGUCACACAGCUGGCCCUCUCCAUCUCACACUUCAUCAGCAAGCUCCUGGCCCUGGGAGUCUCAGGGACAUCCAUCCACAUCAUUGGCGUGAGCCUUGGUGCGCAUGUCGCGGGCCUGGUUGGGCACUUCCACGGCGGUCAGCUGGGACGGAUAACAGGCCUGGAUCCCGCAGGCCCAAAGUACACCAGAGCCAGCCUGGAGGAACGCUUGGACCCUGGGGAUGCCCUCUUUGUGGAAGCCAUUCAUACGGAUGCUGACAACUUCGGGAUCCGGAUACCUGUAGGCCACAUCGAUUAUUUCGUCAAUGGAGGCAAAGAUCAGCCAGGAUGCCCCCGAUUCAUCUCUGCAGGCUACAAGUAUCUGAUCUGUGAUCACAUGAGGGCAGUACAUCUCUAUGUCAGUGCCUUGAAACACUCCUGUCCUAUAGUGGCAUUCCCUUGCUCAAGUCAUCAGGAUUUUUUGAAUGGCCGGUGCCUGGACUGUGAUGAUCCCUUCCUGUUCUCCUGUCCCAGAAUAGGCCUGCUGGAGCAGGCAGGCGUCAGCAUGAGAAGGCUGCCCAAGGAAGUGAUUGUUUACUUAAUGACAAGUCCUUCAGCCCCGUUCUGUGUCCACCACAGCCUGGUUGAGUUCCGACUGCAGAAGAAAAGAAAUGUAGUCACCAGCAUUGAGAUCACUUUCUACAGCAACAGCACCAAGGACACUGCGAAGAUCACCAUACCUCAGCAGGAGGAGGUGGGCAAGCGGCUGCUGGCCCACAAGGUUCCCCUCUGUGAGAUAAACAUCGUGAUGCUCAAGUAUCUCCCCAAGAACCGAUUUUGGAGGAAGGAUGAGUCGCACAUUGUCGGCAAGUUCUGUGCAGCCCCGCUGCCUCUCAAUAAGAACAGGACCAUGUUCUGCCUGCCCUGGAACAUCACUCUUUACGGCAACAUGGACCUCUCUUACCGGCUGUCUGCUGCGUGUGCCUAGCACGGCUUUCCGAGUAUGGAUGCACACCCAAAACUGGGAAGGAGUCCUAAACCUACUGCCUCUCUCUGCUCACGGAUGAUACUUUCAUCAAAGAACCACGUGGGUUUUUUACUUCCCGCAUUCAGGAGAGGAUGUCAAGGAAAAGUAGCAUGCAGUACAUCAGUGAGUACAAGACUUAGCAGUUGCAGCAAGAUUUCCCAGUUAAAAGACUGAAUUAGGAUUUUUAUCUCACAGAUUCUGUACCAAGCUCUGAAAGAGAUGGGCAAGUCAUUUAAUCACAAGAUUUCAAUCUCUGUGAAAGGAGAAGAUGAUAUCACUCUUUCUACACGGGGAGUACUGGGAUGAU